Molecule: messenger RNA, 1050 nt
Organism: Pseudocercospora fijiensis CIRAD86
Lineage: Eukaryota; Fungi; Ascomycota; Dothideomycetes; Mycosphaerellales; Mycosphaerellaceae
Exons: 5
Coding region: 1-1050 (349 amino acids)
Molecular function (GO): oxidoreductase activity
Source: RefSeq, a predicted model, not a curated record
AUGACCGAGUACACUGUCCCUUGUCGAGGCAUCGUAGCCUACUCAGAGCAUGAAUGGAAGUUGGAAGACCUCCUCACACGAGAACCGAGGGAAGAUGAAUUUCUUGUCGAGAUGAUCGCUACGGGAAUAUGCCAUACGGACAUUGCAGGCUAUGGUGGAAUCUACCCAAGAGUCCUUGGUCAUGAAGGCGCUGGCCGUAUCACAAAAUUAGGAAAUAAUAAACAAUCUUCGAAAUUCCAAGUUGGCGACCUCGUCAUUCUCUCAGCCGCAGCAUGCUUGAAUUGCAUGUACUGCAGUACCGGUCAUCCAGCAUAUUGUGUUGAACAUGCCCAACUCACAUCCGGCGCCAACGAGCCCAACUUCGUCCUAGCAUCCGACAAAUCAAAAGUCAUUGGAGGUGGCUUCUUCGGCCAAUCUUCCUUCGCAUCCCCAGUCCGCGUGAAAGUCAGCGCAGCUUCCAACGUGACCUCAACAAUCAAAGACGCAGAAGAAUUGAAACUUUACGCACCUCUAGGUUGCGGAAUCACGACUGGUGCUGGUGCGAUCACUCAUGUCAUAGGCCUAGCCGGCGUAGGCCUAGCCGGAAUCUCCGCCGCAAAACACCUAGGCGCAAAAACCAUUCUCGCAAUCGACCUAAACCCUUCCCGCAUCGAAUUAGCAAAAUCUCUCGGCGCCACCCUCACCCUCAACAGCUCCCCAGAUUCCCUCUCACAAUCCGGGCACUCCCUCAUCGAAGCAAUCCGUUCUCUAACCCCAGGCUCUCUCGGCUGCACCCACAUCCUAGACACAACCCCGUCCGUCUCAAUCUUAUCCCAAGCUCUCGAAUGCCUGCAGAAAAACGGGCAAUUAUUGCAAGUAGGUUUGAAACCUGUGGGCGCGGUGCUGGAACUCGAUGGUUUGAAACAUAUGGCGAAUGGAAGGCAGCUUAAGGGGGUAAUUGCGGGGGAUAGGGAUCCUAGUAAGGCGAUCCCGGAGUUAAUUAGGGAGUUUAAGAGGGCGGUAGAGGGGAUGGAAUCGGGGAGGGUGGUGAAGAGUGUGCUUAUUUGGUAG